Molecule: messenger RNA, 1229 nt
Organism: Hyphopichia burtonii NRRL Y-1933
Lineage: Eukaryota; Fungi; Ascomycota; Pichiomycetes; Serinales; Debaryomycetaceae
Exons: 2
Coding region: 51-1229 (392 amino acids)
Source: RefSeq, a predicted model, not a curated record
CCAAUAUAGUUCAGUGGUAGCUACAAGCACAGAGGAGAGGUCAAUAAACGAUGGUUUUGGAGGCCUCAGCGAGGCGGAAAAUCAGAUACAGUGCUAUAAGUGCUUUCUUGGGGAUAACUGCUUAUACGAGGUUGAAGUUGGAGGAAACGCAUAUACUUAAGACGACACCUUUGUUGAGUAGCUAUGUGAGUGGUUACUUCACUUCGUUGUCGUCAAUACCAAUUUUCAAUUUGAAGAUUUUAAAUUUUAUCUUGAUAAGUUUAUUUAUAACGGUUAAAUUUAUGAAAUGGGCAAUAUUUGGUAAGUUAUCCAGUAAUGAGAUAAAGAAUUUGAAAGAGAAGGUAAAUUAUACGCUAUGGGAGUUUUUCUUUGGAUUUAUUAUAUUUUAUCAUAAUAACACUCGAUUGGUAUCGAAUUCUGAUUUUAUCAUCCAGGAUGAGCUUAUUAAGUUUGGUGGGUUAUUUUUGGUUGUUUUAUUAUUGAAAUGUUUCCAUUACUUAAGUGUUUAUAGAGCAUUUUCAAUAUUUUAUAUUAAUCGAACCAAACCUAAAAUUUUACCUUUUAUAAGGUUUGCAACUGGGUUAAUCUUACUAAAUUUGAUUGAUGGGUUAUUGGCUUAUAGAUUUUACCAAGAGGUGAUGUAUAAUCAUUUAUCUUCCGUAACCAUUGAAAAUAAUAUUUUGAUUGCAAUCUUUGGAUUCGAAAUAUUGAAUUUAUUCCCGUUAAUCUUAUUAACUAGUAUAAAAUAUGGAUUAAAUUGUUAUGAAUAUUGGAAAUUCGAUGGCUUAAUAGAUAGACAUCAAUAUAAUGAUUUGAAAAUUUUAAAAUGGUGUGAUUUCAAAUUAAAAGUAAAUUACAUUUGUGAAUUUUUAGUAAAUUUAUUAAGAUUUUCAAUGACUUGUACUUUUUCAGUCAUUUUUUUAUAUUUAUACACUUUCCCAUUACAUAUAUUACCUUCAUCCUAUUUAAGUUUAAGAGUUCUAAUCUUGAAAACAAGAUGUUUGGUGGAUUUGAAAAAAAGACAAUUCAAAUUACAAAAGUUACUUGUUCCUCCCAAUGAUUCAUUAUUAAAUCAAAAUAAGUGUAUUGUUUGUUUUGAAGAGUUUUCAACCGAUCAUGGUAAAGACGUUAGGGUUUUGAAAAAUUGUAAUCAUCUUUUCCAUUAUGGUUGUUUGAAAAAUUGGAUUGACUACUCAAGUUGUUGUCCUAUUUGCAGAAAGAAAAUUUAA